Messenger RNA from Trypanosoma grayi, 2379 nucleotides. RefSeq names its product methyltransferase. Gene Ontology annotation, biological process: RNA methylation. The transcript has a single exon. Lineage: Eukaryota; Euglenozoa; Kinetoplastea; Trypanosomatida; Trypanosomatidae. The coding region runs from base 1 to 2379 and encodes 792 amino acids. Gene Ontology annotation, molecular function: methyltransferase activity. The record is from RefSeq and is a predicted model, not a curated record.
AUGAAGCGUCGUGAGGAGCGGCGGAAGCGGGAGCGUGAGUGCAUCCCGUCUGCACUCGCCGCCCUCGUCGCGCGCGUUUCCCCGCAUGAUGACCCGUCGGCACCAUUGCGUUACUUGGAAACGUUCGCCACGCGACAGCGAAUAGACGACGGCGAUGACGGUGGUGGCGUUCUUGUUCUCGUUGGCGAUGGGCUGGCACGCCUCUGCAAGGAGCUGGGCGACGGCACUUGCAGCAAGGACCUCCUGGCGGUCGCGCGUCGUGUGCCGCGUAGUCAGUCGUCAGCUGACUGUAUCGAUGUUACAGAGUUGUGUUUUGCAAUUGGUCAGGCCAUUGCCCCUGUCAAUGUACAUGAGCGGCGGCGGAAUGUCGGGAGUGCGGCUCCCAUUGAUGAGAAUGCCCCGCUGUUGAAGUACUAUAAGGGUGAUCGAUUUGCCACUCUGUUGGGUUCUUUCGCCACAGAGGACGUGGAUACGGAGUGGAAGAAGUUCCUUGACUGUUUGUCUUCGCCGCUACCGAUGACACUGCGAGUUCACCAAAAUGAAAAGAUGUUGCGGCACGUUGCCCAACAAUUUCUUCAGCACGACAAAGACCUGUGUAAGGUUCUGCAGCCUGUUGCACCUCUGUUGCCGUCUUACUCUGGACUUUAUGGCUGCGCGCAUGCCGCGUACCAUGCAGACCCGCGUGUGGAGUACAUCUGCCGGACGCUCCACGCUGCCAACGCCGUGUCAUUCCAAGAGGUUGUAUCUGUGUUGCCGGUGUUAGUGGCGGGCAUCCAACCGCAUCAUGCGGUGCUGGAUAUGUGUGCAGCACCAGGUAGUAAGACACUGCAAGUUCUUGAUGAUAUGCUCAAGGAGACGUGGAACACCUCUACUGUAUCACAGGGUGUGGUUCUUGUGAAUGAGAAGGACCGUGUGAAGGCUACGCAGGUCUUGCCUGCGCGGCUGAAGCGGUAUCACGCACCGAACACUAUUUGCAUGCGAUGUGAUGCUGUUCAAUGGCCGAGGCUGUUCUCUUCUUCUGGUGAAGGAGAAAAGACGUUUACAGAACACCGCUUCGAUCGCAUUAUUUGUGACGUCCCAUGCAGCGGCGACGGCACAUUGCGCAAGGAGCCGGCAUCGGCGAGCUCGUGGAGCCCUGCGUAUGUAAAGUCACUCGUGCCGACGCAGAAGGCAUUGCUGCGACGCGGCCUCGACUUGUUGCGUGAGGGUGGCAUCCUUGUUUACAGCACGUGUAGUAUGAAUCCAAAGGAAGACGAGGAAGUGGUCUGCGCAGGGUUGGAGCUGUUCGGUGACGCAGUGGAGCUCCUUGAUGUUAACGCUAUAUUGAAGGAACGCGGCGCAGUACUACACUCUGCAGGUGGCGUACUGUCGCCCAACGUGGACCAGCUACGGACUGCUAUUCUCCCUUCGACGUAUGACGGUCGGAAACUGUUGCGUGUGUUACCCCACCGUGACAAUACAGGCGGCUUCUUUGUUGCUGCGUUUCGCAAGCGGUCACUGCCAGACUGGGCGCCACUACCGACGCUGCGCGAGAAGUUAAAUGAGUGGACGAAAGGAAAGCUGUGGGCACCUGUUGCAAGGGACGACACAGUGUGGUGCGAAAUCGCGAAGUUCUACCAGUUUGACCCUGAUUGCGCCAGCAACUUUCAAUACUACAGCGCCUUGCAGCAACAGACAGAUGAGAAGGAAGAGGAGUCGGCGCACGGCCUGGUGCCUGUUUACCACCUGAACUCGAAUGGUGGUCCCUGUCGGCGUAUCGUGUUGGUGACGUCCGCUGCGGCGCGCAUGCUCUUCGGGACGCGACCGUACAAAGGCCCCGGUGUGGAGAUUGUCUCUGUCGGUGUGCGUGCAUUCGAAGCGUACGACGGAAAGUUCCUCGCGGACGCGCCGUGCCGCUGGCGGGCAGUGGUCGAGGCAGCCUCUUACCUCGCUCCGCUCAUGGGAGCACGGAGGAUGGUACUUAGUGCUGCGCACCACCCACAGCUUCUGAAGCAGCUGCUCUCCAAUGGGUUUGUGUGGCUGCAGGACCACUGGCGUGUUAUUUUGGGCCAUGCCUCCGCUGCACAGGAUGGUGUACUGCCGUUUCUUCGCCAUGACGGAAAAUUGCACACUAUCCUUACAUCUACCGAGUGGACGGAGCCCCCCACACAUGAAGUACAGAGUAUGCUUGCCGAAAGCGUAAUGGUUGGGGGAGUUCUACUCGGUCUUGUGGGUGGCAAACUGGCAGGCGAGGAGGGCCCUUGGUGGCUGAGUGCAACACUGAGCGGCUCAAAACUCGAGUUGGCGGUGGACGCCUCGCUGCGCACAUUCGGCCUUCUCGCUUUCUUGGGUGUUGAUGGGACCAACGUGACGUCACCCGCUGAUGCUGCCAGUGUUUGA